Molecule: messenger RNA, 729 nt
Organism: Gongylonema pulchrum
Lineage: Eukaryota; Metazoa; Nematoda; Chromadorea; Rhabditida; Gongylonematidae
Source: the annotation of a GenBank genome assembly
CAAAUGUCAGGCGACGAAGAUCGUCCGGUGAGGAAGCGGACGCGAAAAGUGCCGCCUCAUGAAUGUACCGUUAUAUUGAUUGAUGUGGGUGCAAACAUGAAAGGGCAGAUGAGUGAGCAGGAAGGCCCGGACUUGGAACUGGCCAAGCAUACCACCGAAUGGAUCAUCACAAGGAAGAUCUUCACCGAAUCGCCUGAUGAAUUUACACUGGUCCUUUUUGGCUCCGAAAAAACACUGAAUCCAGUGACCGAUGAUCAGAACAUCUAUUUUUGUGAGGAAGAAAUGCAGAGGGCAAAAAUUGAUUGGCUACGGCUGAUCGAUAAAGAAAUCAAACCAAGCAAAUCUGUUUAUGGAGAUUUUCUGGCCGCGUUAAUUGCGGGUUUGGAUUAUAUGCGUGAUCAUUUGGGCUGCUAUCCGGAAAGUAACAUUACGGCUCGCAAUAUUUUGCUCAUAACAAAUCUUGGUGGGUCAGAAGAAGAUCUGGAUGAGGAACGCGCCCGUGCUGUUGUGAAUGGCAUGAAAGCACUUGAAAUCAGCUUCAAUGUCAUAGGCCCAUCAAUUGCAAAUUUGGAGGCAGUCAAAGAAGAAAUUAUGAAAAGCGGCGAAACGACACAAACUCAGGCCAAAAAGCUCUCGAAGACAAGCAGUUCAUUGAAAAUGGAGAUCGCGGAACGUAUUUUGACGGAUAUUGUUAAGCAAACGGACGGAGUGAUCUAUUCAUUUACGUAA